Molecule: messenger RNA, 1197 nt
Organism: Sesamum indicum (sesame)
Lineage: Eukaryota; Viridiplantae; Streptophyta; Magnoliopsida; Lamiales; Pedaliaceae
Product: mavicyanin
Cellular component (GO): plasma membrane
Molecular function (GO): electron transfer activity
Source: RefSeq, a predicted model, not a curated record
UACUAAAAGCUAAUUAACAUGGACAGCUAACCAUAUGCCACUUUGGAACUUGACUACUUAAAUCUUGAAAAAGCAGACAAAAUAUUUGUCCAAUUUUCCGUUUCUCCCAACACAGAAAAGAAGGACAAGAAUUAAAUAAGGGAAAAGGGUUGUAUUAAUUUCCUUGAGGCCCACUUGCACCAAACUCCUUAAAGACAGCAGUAACUAUCAGAAGGGUCCAUUCUGAAAGCAUCCAAAUCAACAUCCAAAACCCCAAAAGUCCCAAGUUUUUAUAAUCCUGACACAAAACUCAAACAAGCAGACAACAACAAGAGUCUCUUGAGUUCUCAAAAGCUGAUCAGCCCUCAUCAAGACAAACAGAAAGAGAGAGCGUGAUGGGAUCAAUUCUUGGAAAGAGAGCUGUGGCAGUAGUGCUUGCUUGUCUGAUGUUUGCUUCAUCAAUUCAGCUCUCAGCUGGAGCAGUCUAUAAGGUGGGAGAUUCUGCUGGCUGGACCACCAUUGGAAAUGUUGAUUACAACCUCUGGGCUGCUACAAAAACCUUUCAUGUUAACGACACAAUCGUUUUUGAGUACAACCCUCAGUUUCACAAUGUGAUGCAAGUCACGCACGCUGAAUUCAGGGCAUGCAAUGCCUCGUCCCCCAUCUCGACUCACACGACGGGCAACGACUCCAUCACCAUCAAUACUCACGGCCACCAUUUCUUCCUAUGUGGUGUUCCCGGGCACUGUCAAGCAGGACAGAAAGUUGAUAUCAACGUUCUUCGUGCUCCUUCAGUAGCACCCAGCCCCUCAGGAUUAACUCCCUCUCCAGUUCCUCCAGUUACAGUUCCAGCACUUUCUCCAAACGAUGCUCCUCAUGUGAAUUUGCAGUUUGGCUGGCUGCUUCUGGUUUUUCAGCUGUUGUUCGUGUUUUAUUUCAGUGGUAAUUAGAACUGUCGCGCGCCGUUUCAAUAUAAGAGUUCUGCUGGAUGGAUGCUUCUUGGUGAGUAGUUGCCGCAGAAAAUUCGGGAUCUUCUACUUGUACAAGUAGUGAUGCAGUGAAAUUAUGAUCAGGGCGAGAAUAAUUUUUUUUUUUUCCUUUCUUGAUUGACAAAUGCUGUAUGAGACCGUCCUGUCAUAAGACCAAUUUUCAUGUAAGAAAAACUGAGAAGUCCGUACAUUUUGAUUGAAGAAGUAUUGCUACAAUAUUCUCCUGAAA